GAAGCUGUUCUGUGUGGUGUAACCAGAGCCCCUCCCCCAUCUCUGGUGUAACCGACAUGUGCUGCUGUCAUGUGACCGUGAAACGGGAAAUGGUGUCUCAGAGACGAACCCUUCAAAUCCUCAUGGCUGUGUGUCAAGAUGCCACUAUCAAACAAUGAGAAAUCGGCUCGACAUAGAGCAAAGGUGAAUGCUGAUCCUGUUGCCAGGGCCAGAUACCUUGCAAAAAGAAGAGAGAGUUAUCAGCGAAGAAAAAGAGAGGGAAAGACUAAACAUCCUCCAGUAGCUGAACUCACUAAAUCAAGACAGGAGGAAUUGAGGCAGAAAUGGAGACGGUACCAGAGAAGUCGCAGGAGCAAGAUUCGGAAUUUACCACUGCAAUGCUCCUCUCAGGUUGAGAUGAACUCCCAAUGGCAGCAGGAUUUUGCUCCAUACUCUCCCAGCAGUGAAGUUGACUCCAGCUCUGCCACACUGGAGAGUCCUGUGAACAGCGAUAGCUGGAUGAAACAGGAACCAGAGACUGUAGUAAUCCAGUGGGACAAUGUAAACAAACUGCCAGCUGCCACUGAGACAGAGACAGAGCAGGACAACACUCCGAGCAGCGCCACUUCCACCUCCACAGUGAGACCUCCGAUCAUGGAAGAUUUGCCCAGCGGUGUUAUGCUGACCAUCACUAAACUUCAUUGUCUGCUGGAGAGCAAACAGGAGAGGAUUGAAGCUCUGGAGAGGCAGGUGCAGGACCUGCAGGAGGAUCGCAGGUUCCUCCGCUCACAAAUCGAGAACCUUACCAGAGCGCUCUCCGUUCAUGUCUGUCGAGGGAUUUCAGAUGAAACAACUGGAAAAAGUUAA
Molecule: messenger RNA, 846 nt
Organism: Sinocyclocheilus anshuiensis
Lineage: Eukaryota; Metazoa; Chordata; Actinopteri; Cypriniformes; Cyprinidae
Exons: 5
Coding region: 139-846 (235 amino acids)
Source: RefSeq, a predicted model, not a curated record